Molecule: messenger RNA, 4085 nt
Organism: Magallana angulata
Lineage: Eukaryota; Metazoa; Mollusca; Bivalvia; Ostreida; Ostreidae
Product: toll-like receptor 4
Exons: 2
Coding region: 209-2782 (857 amino acids)
Biological process (GO): toll-like receptor signaling pathway; immune response; inflammatory response
Cellular component (GO): membrane
Molecular function (GO): transmembrane signaling receptor activity; protein binding
Source: RefSeq, a predicted model, not a curated record
AUAUUUAUUGUGCGUUUCCCGACUCCUCUGUUUAUUAAUGUAGAGGAAAUAUUACGUAGGCAUUCGUAGCAACCACCUCUAUAUAAAUUUUGAUAUGAAUAGAGAGGGUGGUGUAUUAUUUGUUGAGCUUAGAGUUUCACUGGUAUAGCAUAAAAUACACCGCUGAAGAGAUAUUUCAAACUGUCUAGACUAUUCAUUACUUGAAGGGAUGAACAUGGAAAUCAUCUGUAUUAUUUUGCUGAUGAUAACUUCGUAUGUUAGUGCGGAAGUGACAUGCACCAAUGACGCAAACUGUUUGUAUUCCUACGCCACAACACUGUCCGUGGAUUGUUCAUCACGUGAUCUGAAAAUUCCUCCUUGUUUCAACAAAACUUCCGACAUAGUGGCCAUUAACCUGCGAAACAACAAAUUAAAUCAUGUUCCAGACAAUAUGCCAAGGAAUAUAGAAUUUCUUGAUUUAUCCCAUAAUGAAAUCUCAGAUAAUACAAGUCUGCAAAAAUACAAACGAUUGCGACAUCUUAAUCUGGACAGUAACAGCAUUAAAGCCGAUUCUUUUCAAAACGUGACUAGAAUGUCAAAUUUACAGUUUUUAUCCCUAAAAGGUAAUUUCGAAGAUUUUGAUGGUUAUCCGAACAACUUACUUGCAGGAUUUGUUUCAUUAUAUCAUCUGCGUAUUAAUGGGCUUCCUAGAGGAAAUUUCGCGGACAUGUUUCAAAACAAAGCUUACAACUUAAAAAUCCUUGAUGUCUCCGGAUUUGACGGGUCUUGCAGUAUAUCUCGAUUAAAUGGGUCAAUGUUUGAUAAGUUCAAUUUGACACACUUAAAUUUAUCUCAUUGUAAUUUGAUGUAUAUUGAGAAAGGUUCCUUGGCUUCUCAGAGACAUUUGCAAUUCUUAGAUGUUUCAUAUAACGAACGACUUGGAUUCAGAGGUUUCCAAAGCAUAGCACAUGACCUUCAGAACAGUACAAUCAAAGUACUGAAACUUAACAAGGUCCACUGUACGUUCGGACUAGGCACCAUCUUACUUCUGAACCACACGGCUUACUUGAACAAAACCCUACUCGAAGAGUUGUAUUUAGACAGUAACAGACUCGAGAUCAUAGAAACGGGAGUUAUUACGUAUCAUCUGCCUAAGUCUUUAAGAUUCUUGUCUUUGGGAGAUAAUAAGCUGGACAACGGUAUUUACGUCCUAGAGGUUUCUGCCUUGCAAAACCUCCAGACUCUUAAUGUUAGUUUUCAAAUAUUUUCGCAUAAUAACUACUUCGAAGGUUGCCAUGAUUACCACCAAUCGUGUCACAUCUCACCAGAAUCGAAAAUGAACAUGAAUGAGGGUAAAAGAGGCGAAUAUCCUCGGUACUUUAACAGCGUUUCAUCAGGAUUCUCUUUAAAGCCUCCCAAAUUUAUCUUUUACUUUCCCAAAAAUUUGACAACAAUAUUAGCAAAUAACAUGAAGUUACAAUUUUCCGUGGGUGAACUGUUUUUUGGACAGUGCAAUAUUACACAUAUUCACUUUCAGAACAAUUUUAUAUAUGAAAUGAACGGUCCAACGUCAGGGUGUAAUAAACUUAUGUAUAUAGAUUUAUCCAACAAUUAUUGUAGAAAUUUUACACCGCAUGUGUUAAAAAUUCAAACCCAACUAAAGGUACUCAACUUUUCUCGAAAUGAUUUGGGACACAUAUUCCAGAACGAUAACAGAGGUGAGAUGUUGGGGAGCAACCUCAAGUUGGCUGUCUUAAGUUUACACGAUAAUAAAAUAACUACUUUACCUCGAAAUGUAUUUAUUAACAACUCAAUGAUAAAAAUUCUUAAUGUUUCACACAACAGACUGGACACAUGGAAUGUUGACCUUCGACAUAUGCACCAGCUCCAACUUCUUGAUCUGUCGUACAAUCUUAUAUCUGCGCUCAACGAAUCGACGAUCGACUUAUUACCAAAACACACGCAAUUUAAUAUCAGUUUCCUAGGAAACCCAUUGUCCUGUAUAUGCAAGAACCUAUUCUUUUUUAAUUGGAUACACAAUAACGAUCUGUCCAGAUUUAUUCGCCUCUCUGAAACAAAAUGUGUUUACAAUAACGGAUCCAGCUUACCACUUCGGAACCUGCCUGAAAUUCUAGAUAUAUUAAGGAAGGAUUGUUCCUCCUAUAGCGUAAUCAUUAUCUUGGCAUCUUCAUUCAUUUGCCUCGCCACAAGUUUCAUAGUUUAUCGAAUAAUUUAUCGGUACCGAUGGAAAAUAUUGUACAUAUACUACCUUAUCAAGCGGGUCAUAUUUCCUGAAAAUAAGAAAACUAUUCGGGAAAAAUUCUAUGAAUCUGAUGUGUUUAUAUCAUACGCUGACAAACAGAGAGGCUUUGUAGUAAACAUGGCGAAGGAACUGGAAAACAAAGGAUUCAAAGUUCGUAUCCACGAUCGUGAUUUUAUUCCAGGAGUUGAUAUAGCAGAGAAUAUUACGAUCGCCAUUCACAACAGCAGACGUAUCAUUCUGAUAAUGACGUCAGACUUCCUCAAGUCUCAGUGGUGCAUGUUCGAGUUGAAUAUGGCGCGCAUGGAAAGUCUUUACUCCCGUGAAGGGGUAAACUGUCUUCUUUUAAUAUUGCUCGAAAAAAGUGUUGUUAAAGAAAUGCCACGGUCUCUGUUAGAUAUUAUUGAGAGUAAAUCUUACUUAGAGUACCCGGAUGAUAAUGAUGAUAACGACAGCUUACAAAGUCUUAGUGUAUUUUGGAGAAAUUUGGAAGAUGCAGUAAGUGACACGGAACAUAAUCAAGAAAUUGUGAAUGAUGGCUAAUAAAUCGAAUGUUAUAACAAUGAAAUAUUAAAAUGAUAUUCUAUACUUUACCAUUCAUUUACACGUGUUCUCAUUAAAGGGACCUAGACACCAUUUGAGAACAAAUUUUAUUUAUUUAUUAUUUUUUUUAUGUUUAAAAUGAUUUACUUGUGCAUAUGGAAUGAUUGACCGAAACUUGAAUGUUAAGAGUCAAGUAACAAGUGAGAUACAGAGGUAAAAAUUCAUCGAUAUGUAAACAAAACUCGAGUCUUAUACUUGUCUACAAAUAGUGUAAUGUAAAGAAAUACAAUUUCUUUGAGACUCAUGGCAAACAAAAUGAACUUAUUUAACGUGUUCAUAAAUGAUAUUAUUAACAAAAAGGGCACAUUUGAUUGAAACCUGUACCAAUACAACACACAUGUAAACAAUAAAAAAAAUUCGAACUUUGUUUACAAAAAACAAGAAUUUUGUACAAUGUGUCUUGCUUGUGACUUGAUAUACUAGUAAUAUGAUUUUCAAAUUUUGAGAAAGCACUAAAAAUACCAAUUUUAACCAUUCUAGACAUUCAUAUUUUUAAAGUUUAGGCUCAAGUUGUGUCUUAGUCCUUUUAAAUGAAAAAGAAAACUUAACUUUUUGCCUUGGCGACAAUUGAUUGCAACAUUUGGAUAUUGAAAAGGUACCGGUAUACAUGUAUAUGUAUAAAACAGAACGGAAUUCGGCCGGCAUUGAUGUGCAUAAUGUCUAUAUGAAUGUGGUCCUGAAUAUAUUUAUUCUUUUGCAUCUCGAUUGACUAUUCAGUAAAUCUAUAAGGCUCAGUACCUUUGCAGAGAACACUAUUAAAUUCGAUGAAUAGAGGUUACCGUAAUAUCUCUGGAUUUGUCAAAUCAAUAGUCUUAAUACAUGUAACAUUGCUUUUCUUUAAAGGGGCAUGGUCACGGUUUUGGUCAAAUUCUAUUUUCCUGUUUUUAUUAUUUACAAUGCUUUAGGAAUGCAUUUCUAAUGAUAAAAUGAAAUUUAAGAGUCAGCUCUGUGUUCUGUUUUUGCUUACAUUAGUAAAAAAUCUUUUUCAAGGUGAUUUGUCUAGUACCCCCUAAUUCGUUUUAAGCAUAAAUAAACAGUUCCUAACGUUUAACACAUUCAUUUUUGGUCUAAGACUGGAGUUUUCACUUCAAAUUUCAAAAAGUUAACAAAAACGUUGUUUACAUAGCAAAGAAUAGUAAGCUUAUAACUCAACUACUGACACUAAAAAUUUAGCUGCACAUUAAAAAUGCCUUACUAAAGCAUUAUAAACAUUAGAAAUUGUACCAAAAUCGUGACCUUCAAC